AAUUUUUUUUUUUUAUUUUAAUUCAAGAGUAUAUAAGCCCCUAAUUUUCUCCCAACAACAAAGUUCAACAAAACCCUAAAUCCUCCCUUCUUGCUCCAUAGCCUCUGUACUUUCCCUAGUUCUUCCACUGUAUCAAUGGCAAUGGGUGAGGUAAAAAUCUCAGAAAUGCGUGACUUAACCCGAAUUGAACGAAUAGGAGCACACUCACACAUUCGCGGCCUCGGUCUCGACAACAAUCUGGAACCUCGUUUGUCAUCUGAAGGUAUGGUAGGACAAACCUCCGCACGUAAAGCUGCGGGCGUAAUUGUCAGAAUGGUUCAACAAGGUAAAAUUGCCGGUCGGGCUGUUCUAUUAGCGGGUCAACCCGGAACAGGUAAAACAGCAAUAGCAAUGGGAAUGGCUAAAUCGUUAGGGAUUGAAACACCAUUUGCGAUGUUAGCUGGUAGUGAGCUUUACUCAUUAGAUAUGUCGAAAACUGAGGCGUUAAUGCAGGCCUUUAGGAAGGCUAUUGGGGUUAGAAUUAAGGAAGAGGCUGAGGUUAUUGAAGGUGAAGUUGUGGAGGUGCAAUUUGAUAGGCCUACGGUAUCAGGAGCUGCAUCGAAGACGGGGAAAUUGACGUUGAAAACGACUGAUAUGGAGACGGUGUAUGAUUUGGGGGCGAAGAUGAUUGAGGCGUUAGGGAAGGAGAAGGUUCAAAGUGGGGAUGUUAUUGCGAUUGAUAAGGCGUCUGGGAAGAUUACGAAAUUAGGGAGGUCAUUUUCUAGGUCGAGGGAUUAUGAUGCUAUGGGGCCGCAGACUAAGUUUGUGCAGUGUCCGGAAGGGGAGCUGCAGAAGAGGAAGGAGAUUGUGCAUUGCGUUACGCUUCAUGAAAUCGAUGUCAUAAAUAGCAGAACACAGGGAUUUUUAGCACUGUUUACGGGUGAUACUGGUGAGAUUCGUGCUGAAGUGAGAGAACAAAUAGACACCAAGGUUGCAGAGUGGAGGGAGGAAGGAAAGGCAGAAAUUGUGCCUGGUGUCCUCUUCAUUGACGAAGUACAUAUGCUUGACAUUGAGUGUUUCUCUUUCCUAAACCGAGCUCUGGAGAAUGACAUGGCACCUAUAUUGGUUGUUGCGACCAAUAGAGGCAUUACUACAAUCCGGGGAACAAACUACAGAUCCCCACAUGGGAUUCCAAUUGACUUUCUUGAUCGCCUGCUCAUCAUCUCUACACAACCUUACAAAGAGGAAGAAAUUCGCAAAAUCCUGGACAUCAGAUGCCAAGAGGAGGAUGUAGAAAUGUCUGAGGAUGCAAGAGUUCUAUUGACCAAGAUCGGGGUGAAUACCUCUUUGAGAUACGCCAUCCACCUUAUCACUUCUGCAGCAUUGGCUUGCCAAAAACGGAAAGGGAAGAUUGUGGAAGUGGAAGAUAUUACUCGAGUCUAUAAUCUGUUUUAUGAUGUGAAGAGAUCCACACAGUACUUGAUGGAGUAUCAGAGCCAGUACAUGUUUAACGAAAUGUCAGCAGGAGAGGCCGAAGAAGAUGAAACUACUGCAAUGGUGUCCUGAAAGCUUCUCGACUUGGGAUUCAGGAGGUAUGUUGCUCAGACUUUCCAAAAAUCUAUCGGAUCAUUAAAAAAUGCAUGAUUUUGGAGGAUCCGACAUACCCUGCAGUAUUUAGGACAAAUUAUCUUCAACGUGGCAUCUUUUAAAUUUACGACUUGGCGACUGUGGUCGAGGCGCAGCGUAACUAAGAGUGCUGAGCCAAGAUGACGACUAGUUCACUUAUUAUUUUAGUUUAGCCGCCUUUUUUUUGGAACGGAACCGGAUGCAAUAGAAAGAAUGCGAAGCGCUAGCACUGCAAGAUCAAAUUUUUGGUGGGACAACUAUGACUUAAUUUCGCUUGGCAAAUCUUUUUA
Molecule: messenger RNA, 1895 nt
Organism: Capsicum annuum
Lineage: Eukaryota; Viridiplantae; Streptophyta; Magnoliopsida; Solanales; Solanaceae
Product: ruvB-like 2
Exons: 4
Coding region: 136-1545 (469 amino acids)
Biological process (GO): chromatin remodeling; regulation of transcription by RNA polymerase II; box C/D snoRNP assembly
Cellular component (GO): Swr1 complex; R2TP complex; NuA4 histone acetyltransferase complex
Molecular function (GO): ATP hydrolysis activity; ATP binding; DNA helicase activity
Source: RefSeq, a predicted model, not a curated record